AUGACCAUUAUCAAGGAAUUCAGGAUUCUAGGAUUCGAAAACAUCCACAACAUUAAAAUCGUGCUCUUUAAUCUGUUUCUAAUCAAUUACAUUGUGACUUUGUCUACAAAUGCCAUGAUUAUCUCAUUGGUGGUAACAUCUCCAUACAUCUACUCUCCCAUGUACUUCUUCCUCAGUCACUUGUCUAUUAGUGACAUUCUACUCACCACAACCAUUGUACCUGAAAUGCUCCACAUUAUAUUAAAGGAAGGCAUCACCAUGUCUCUUGCUGGCUGCUUCAUACAAUUCUAUUUUGUUUCUCUAUUUGUUACGGCUGAAUGUUUACUGCUCGCAGUAAUGUCCUAUGAUCGAUAUUUGGCCAUCUGUAACCCACUGCGUUAUUCCUCUAUUAUGGAACUUAAAAUGUGUGUUUAUCUUGUAAUGUCAUCUUGGGGAUUAGCAAUUCUAAUUGCUCUGCCUCAUAUUCUUAUCUUAAGCCAAAUGACAUUUUGUGGUUCCAAUAUAAUUGAUCAUUUCUUCUGUGAUCUGAUUCCAGUUCUUAAACUUUCUUGUUCUAAUGGCAUGACUAAUACAAUAUUAACAAUUGUCAUGUUAACCUUUUUUGCAUUUUUCCCAUUUGCCUUUAUCACUAAGACGUACAUCAGUAUUUUUCUUACCAUCCUCCGAAUCUCCACCAGCAAUGAGAGACAGAAGGCCUUCUCCACCUGUAGUUCCCACCUGACCGUGGUGUGUUUAUAUUAUGGAACUUUAUUAUGUAAUUACUUGGUUCCAUCUAAAAAGGAAUACUUGGGUCUACAAAAGCUGGUUUCGAUGCUUUACACUAUAGUUACCCCAUUAUUAAAUCCCAUUUUAUACAGUCUGAGAAAUGAACAAAUCAGAGGAGCAAUAAUGAAACGUAUCUUGAAGAGAAGCUAA
Pelobates fuscus (common spadefoot toad) is the source of this 915-nucleotide messenger RNA. RefSeq names its product olfactory receptor 5V1-like. Gene Ontology annotation, cellular component: membrane. Gene Ontology annotation, molecular function: G protein-coupled receptor activity; olfactory receptor activity. NCBI's taxonomy places the organism in Eukaryota, Metazoa, Chordata, Amphibia, Anura, Pelobatidae. The transcript has a single exon. Gene Ontology annotation, biological process: G protein-coupled receptor signaling pathway. The coding region runs from base 1 to 915 and encodes 304 amino acids. The record is from RefSeq and is a predicted model, not a curated record.